Rhodotorula toruloides NP11 is the source of this 1452-nucleotide messenger RNA. RefSeq lists its product as uncharacterized. The record is from RefSeq and is a predicted model, not a curated record. Lineage: Eukaryota; Fungi; Basidiomycota; Microbotryomycetes; Sporidiobolales; Sporidiobolaceae. The transcript has a single exon. The coding region runs from base 1 to 1452 and encodes 483 amino acids.
AUGGACGGCUUCUCUCGCGCAGACAGGAUCAGAGCGAUCUGCGCGCCGCUGUGCUGCUGCUGGUCGUCCCGCGUUGCCCUCUCAUCGCCGUCCACCGAGUCGCUGAACGACUGGUUUGGCCAGUCUCGUCCUUCAACCUCGCUCGACGAUGGUGCAGCGCCCGCCAAUACGUGGCGAGACACUGAGGGAAUGGACGGGCGACGCCAUGCGGAUGUCCUGAGCUUGCACGAAGGAAUUGGCACUGGGAGUCGAGGGCAGCGUCGGCGGUUCAGGCUGAGAGGCGGCGAUAUCUCAGGCGGCGGGGCAGACACUGGCUCAGGCUUGACGAGGUGGACGUUGCUGAAGAGCUGGUGGCGGGGAGGAAGCGGAGCGAUUCGCCUGACCGACUCAGAGGACGAGGGAGACGGAUUGGAAGACGGCGAAGCAGACGGAACCGGCUCACGCGACCGCGACCUCGUACAUGCACACGAAGGAGAUGCUGAUGCGGCACCCCUCUCGCUGGACGACGUCGACUUGCCGCCUGCGCCGCCUUCUGGCGCACCCGAACCUUCCGCUUCCUCCAUCGCUUCUUCCUCGGCAUCCCCCAACCUCUCCGAAGGCACUACGCUUGUCGACACCGACGAGGACCGAGAAGCUCGGCGCGCUCGACGGCGAGCGCGACGCCGCGCCCGAGAACUCGGCAUCUCGCUCGAGGAGUUUGAGCAAGGCGUGGCCGUCAAUCCAACGGAGCUGCCAUCUUCGCCCUUUCUUGACGUUCAUCCGCCCUUAACGUCGCUCUCGUCGCGGUCAAAGUCGAAGAGGAGCAGCAAGAGCUCGCACUCGCACGCGUCAUCAACAUCUAGCGGGUCUCGUCGCCGGUUCGACCGGGAAGGAGGGGAUGAGCUCUCGGUCGUUGAAGAGGAGGAGGGGUCUCGGGUUGAGGUUGAUGCAGGCAGCAGGCGCCGGCGGAAGGAGCGCGAACUGGACGACGAGCAAAGCCACACCUCCCGGCACAGCUCGAACAGCCAGGAUGGAUCAUCGUCGCACACGAGCUCUCGCAGGACUCGCUCGAGCCGUCGCGCGCAGGAAACCGACUCCCUCGACCCAUACCAAGUUCCGCUCCCCCUCUCUCCUCGUCCUGACGGCGAAAACAGGCCUCGACACCGCUCCCAGCCGUCCUCUUCCACCCUCUCAACCGGAACAUCCUCUUCUCGUCGAUCUCGCCGGCACCGAGGCGAGUACCACCAGCACAACCAAGCAUCACCGCUGCAUGACCCGACCGGCGAAAGCGUCCAGUACUAUGAGGACGAAACUGGCCAACUCGUCGCCUACGCUUUCGAGGCGGAUCACGGCGGCGAGCAAGCCGCAGCAAUCGAGCCUACGUCCCCUGCGCCGCCCGUUUCUCCCUCAUACGACCAUAUCGGCGUUCUCCCCGGCAUCUCGUCUCGCGCUUCAGAAGUAGGCGACGUGUAG